This is a messenger RNA of Pelobates cultripes (western spadefoot toad), 440 nucleotides long. The record is from the annotation of a GenBank genome assembly. NCBI's taxonomy places the organism in Eukaryota, Metazoa, Chordata, Amphibia, Anura, Pelobatidae.
AUGUUCACGGGGCUCCUGCUAUUUUCAGUACAUUCCCCAAUGCAAAUCGCAACUACAAAGCUUGCCACACACCAAAUUGCCCUACCCAAAUCAGGGACAGAGCUGGUGUGCCCCCUGAUACAUGUGAUUCCAACAUCGGGAGCCUGAGAUAGCCUGCCACCGAUGGCUGAGAUGGGGGAGACAGCCGUUCUCCUCGUCCUGACACUGGCGGUGCGGACACAUCGACACCCUACCUCUACUCCCCCAGGGACCAGCAGGGGUGAUCCCGGUCCACUCCCGGGAGGCAACUCUGCUCCAUAAGACACACGAGCAGGUUCUGAAGGAGCACUACCCAGCAAAGGAGAAGAGGAAAAUGGCAGACGACACGUGCUACCACACAAGCUGGGACCUAGAAGCCAGACUGGACAGCAUGAUCGCAGCCUUCUGGAGAAAGCUGGAGC